Messenger RNA from Scomber scombrus (Atlantic mackerel), 1820 nucleotides. It is a transcript of the gene slc10a7, whose product is annotated as solute carrier family 10 member 7. Gene Ontology annotation, cellular component: plasma membrane. NCBI's taxonomy places the organism in Eukaryota, Metazoa, Chordata, Actinopteri, Scombriformes, Scombridae. The coding region runs from base 132 to 1157 and encodes 341 amino acids. The transcript has 12 exons. The record is from RefSeq and is a predicted model, not a curated record.
CUCCUCCAGCACGCAGAGAGAGAAGAGAGAGGAGCUGAGGAGGAGUUGUAAAAAAAAAACUUUGUGUCCCGGCUGGUGAGACGGAGGAGGAGCCGGCGGGAGUUGAUCCAGAGAGACCCGGAGACUGAAACAUGGGCCUCCUGUUGAGGCUCCGCAAGGAAUGGUUCAUCAUCGGGAUCGUGCUGGUCAUCUUAUCCGCCAAGCUGCAGCCAAGCGUCGGCGUCAAAGGAGGUCCGCUUAAGCCGGAGAUCACGAUCGCCUACGUUGCUGUUUCACUCAUCUUCUUCAACAGCGGCCUCUCGCUCAAAACAGAGGAGUUGACGAGCGCUUUGCUUCACGUCCGCCUUCAUCUGUUCGUUCAGUCGUUCACGUUGAUCUUCUUCCCGCUCGCCGUGUGGCUGCUGCUCAAAGUGCUCGCGCUGACCGCCAUCGACCAAUGGCUGCUCAGAGGGUUACAGACGGUGGGAUGCAUGCCGCCUCCGGUCUCCUCUGCUGUCAUUCUCACCAAGGCUGUCGGAGGCAACGAGGCUGCUGCCAUUUUCAACUCAGCGUUUGGAAGCUUCCUGGGCAUCGUAGUGACUCCGGUGUUGCUGCUGCUGUUUCUCGGCUCUUCCUCCUCCGUUCCUUUCUCCUCCAUCUUCUCGCAGCUCUUCAUGACGGUGGUGGUUCCUCUGAUCCUGGGUCAGGUGUGUCGGGGUUUCCUCAGGGAGUACCUGGAGCGCAGGAAGCCUCCGUUCGGCGCCGUCAGCAGCGUCGUUCUCCUCAUGAUCAUCUACACGACGUUCUGUGACACGUUCAGUAACCCGAAUAUAGAGCUGGACCCAACGAGCCUGCUGCUGGUCGUCCUCAUCAUUUUUUCCAUCCAGAUCAGCUUCAUGUUGCUCACGUUUGCCUUUUCUACCAGGUCGGGCUCAGGAUUCAGCCCUGCGGACACGGUCGCCAUCGUGUUCUGCUCCACACACAAGUCACUCACUCUGGGAAUCCCCAUGUUGAAGAUCGUGUUUGAAGGCUACGAGCACCUCUCUCUGAUCUCGGUCCCUCUGCUGAUCUACCACCCGGCUCAGAUCCUGCUCGGCUCCGUCCUCGUGCCGACGAUCCGCAGCUGGAUGACGAGCCGGCAGAAGGCGGUGAAGCUGUCGGCGCUGCAGCCCGUCUGACGACGACGAAAUGAGUGUUUUCGUGUGUGUGUGAUUAAAACAUGGACUCAGGCAGAGGGAUACGACUCACGUGCCUUAUUACAACCAACCAACCGAGACCUCAGCGUGGCGGAUGAUCACCAGUCGCCUCGAUAUUCUCCGUUUCUAUGACAACAACAAAAAAACUCUCCUAUUUCCAUCAUAUAUAUAUAUAUAUAUAUAUUCUUUUAUAUUUAAAAGAAGAAAAAGAAACAUGUUAUAUUUUUAUAUGGAGUACCCCCCCUGCAAAAAGGAAGGACGGCUGUUUUUAAACUGAGGAAGCGUUUGAUUUGCAAAACAGCACCUGCCAGCAGGAAUGGGACGGGUGGAGUUACUGGGACCAUUGUUUUUUUGGAUUUCUUUUUUUACUUUUCUUGCUAUUUUCUACUUUUUUCAACUCAGUUUUUUUCCUCUCUUUCACUGCCAGGACGAUUGUGGACGUUUGUUACAUUUAUGUUCUUGAUAGACCAAACUAAUGCUGGAUUACGUGACAUUUAAUAUACAAUAUAACAAGGACAACAAUGUCUGUUUUUUAUUUGUAUUUUUUAUUUUGACACUUUCUGAAAUAACUUUUUUUUAAUUUGAAAUGACUGUUUAAUGAAUGAUUUAUCCAAAAAAUGAAGGUAAAACAUGAUUACUGGAACU